AUGGCUGCAAAGUUUAGUAUUAAAACUACACCAUCAUUCUUCCUAGUUCUAAGUUUAACUGUGAUCCUAUUUUUUACUUUGUCAUGCUUUUCUUCUGAUCCCGACCCGCUACAAGACUUUUGUGUCGCUGACUUGAACGCCACCACAAUUCUGAAUGGGUUUCCAUGCAAACCGGUGUAUCAAGUUACAUCAGAUGAUUUCCUCUAUAGUGGCUUGGUGAAUGAAGCAAGCACAGUGAAUCCCAUGGGUGUUGCAGCGAGUUUCGCUGAUGUUAAAAACUUCCCUGGGUUAAAUACCCUUGGACUUUCGAUGGCCCGAGGCGAAUUGGCACCUGGUGCAUAUUUUCCGGUUCAUGUACAUCCUCGAGCAACUGAACUUAAUUUUGUCAUGAAAGGGGAACUUCUUUUUGGGUUCAUAAGUACUGGUAAUGUUUUGUACUCAAAGGUUGUGAAAGCUGGAGAGUUGUUUGUUGUUCCUAGAGGACUUGUGCACUUUGUAAAGAACAAUGGACCGGGGAAGGCUGUCGUGGUAGCUGCUUUCAAUAGUCAACUGGCCGGAGUUGCACUAAUUCCAAAUAACCUCUUUGGUUCUAACCCAACAAUUCCUAAUGGUAUUUUAGCUCAGAAUUUCCAAGUUGAUGAGAACGUCAUCGUUACCAUAAAGUCUAAGUUUGCCAACUAA
Molecule: messenger RNA, 681 nt
Organism: Papaver somniferum (opium poppy)
Lineage: Eukaryota; Viridiplantae; Streptophyta; Magnoliopsida; Ranunculales; Papaveraceae
Product: germin-like protein subfamily T member 1
Exons: 1
Coding region: 1-681 (226 amino acids)
Cellular component (GO): cell wall
Molecular function (GO): manganese ion binding
Source: RefSeq, a predicted model, not a curated record